AUGCUUCUUUUAAGUCUCCAAAAUGGAUGGAUUAGUGAAGAAGAAUUUUUGAUUCUCUACGAAGCAAAUACCUCCAAAAAUUUACCAUUUCCCCACGGCAAUUACAGCCGCUUCGAGCUUGAAAACAUCGACGAAGCAGAAUGUUUACGCGAAUUUCGAGUUCGGAAAAGUGAUGUUCCUUGUCUAAAGGUUGCCUUGGGAUUGCCAGAUGCUUUUUCAUGCGAACAAAGAUCACUGGCAGAAGGAACGGAGGGACUUUGCAUAGUCCUUAAGCGUUUGGCAUACCCUUGUCGGUAUAGUGAUAUGAUCCACAGGUUCGGACGACCAGUGCCAGAAAUAAGCAUGAUUUGCAAUCAUGUAAUCGACUGGAUUUAUGAUCAUCACAGCCAUAAAAUAACCGAAUGGAAUUUCAAUAUCCUCAACCCUGCACUUUUAGAAACGUAUGCAGCUGCCGUAACUCAGAAAGGUGCAGCGCUAAACAAUUGCUUUGGCUUUGUUGAUGGGACUGUGAAUGUUUCAGAAUGUUUCAGAAAUGUUUCAGAAAUGUUUCAGAAUGUUUGUGAAUGUUUCAGAAGGCAGAAAGCAUGA
This is a messenger RNA of Actinia tenebrosa (Australian red waratah sea anemone), 588 nucleotides long. RefSeq lists its product as uncharacterized. The record is from RefSeq and is a predicted model, not a curated record. NCBI's taxonomy places the organism in Eukaryota, Metazoa, Cnidaria, Anthozoa, Actiniaria, Actiniidae.